CCGUGCGGCCCGACGGCGCGGUCUUGACGCCUCCUCCGGCCCCCCACCCCGCGCAGCUCCGCUCCGCUCCUCCCCCGCGCCGCCCGCACCGUGCAGUUUGGGCUCCCAACUGGCAGGACGGGCCGGGCGCGAUGAGGAGGAGCUGAUCGCCGCCGGCGCCACCGAGACGCUCCGGGGCUUUGGCGCUGCCGCUCGACUCAGGGAUCCCAAAACUGGUGCUUUGCAAAACUAGCCGGCCCACCAACCAAAGAAAAUGUGGAAACAUCAGCAUUUACCCUUUGCAGCAAUCUUUUGUCUUUUACUCGCCGGCUGUUGUCAUAUAACUGAUGCCCAAGCGACUGAUGUCAAAAUCGGUGCCGCUGCUGAUAUAAUAUUUCUAGUGGAUUCCUCUUGGAGCAUUGGAAACGAACAUUUCCAACUUGUUCGAGAGUUUCUGUAUGAUGUUGUAAAACAAUUAGAUGUGGGUGAAAAUGAUUUUCGGUUUGGUCUGGUCCAAUUCAGCGGAAACCCACAUACAGAGUUCCAGUUAAACUCGUAUGACAGUAUGCAAGAUAUCCUCUCCCAUAUUUCGCACAUGACUUACAUGGGGGGAGGAACCAAGACUGGAGAAGGAUUAGAGUUCCUAAUUCAAAACCACCUCACUAAAGUUGCCGGAAGCAGAGCGAGCGAUGGCGUCCCCCAGAUUAUUAUAGUCUUAACGGACGGACGAUCACAGGAUGAUGUGGUUCUGCCAUCCUCUGUUCUUAAAUCUGCCGAUGUAAACAUGUUUGCCAUUGGAAUUCAGGAUGCAGAGGAGAGGGAAUUAAAGGAAAUAGCAAGUGAACCCCUUGAUACGCACCUGUUCAACCUAGAGAAUUUCACUGCUCUGCACGGCAUAAUAGGAGACUUAGUUGCCAGUGUUUAUGCAUCUGUGACUCUAGAAAUGGCUGCAGCAAAUGGAGCAAUUAAAGACAUUACAGGUAACCCUCUACUGCUGUGA
Messenger RNA from Sphaerodactylus townsendi, 979 nucleotides. RefSeq names its product collagen alpha-3(VI) chain-like. The coding region runs from base 254 to 979 and encodes 241 amino acids. The record is from RefSeq and is a predicted model, not a curated record. NCBI's taxonomy places the organism in Eukaryota, Metazoa, Chordata, Lepidosauria, Squamata, Sphaerodactylidae. The transcript is spliced from 3 exons.